Penicillium hordei is the source of this 225-nucleotide messenger RNA. RefSeq lists its product as uncharacterized. Lineage: Eukaryota; Fungi; Ascomycota; Eurotiomycetes; Eurotiales; Aspergillaceae. The transcript has a single exon. Bases 1 to 225 code for a protein of 74 amino acids. The record is from RefSeq and is a predicted model, not a curated record.
AUGGCUACUCAUCGCAGCGACCUCACCAACGGGAGCAUGUCAAAUGGGGAGGUGGAACGUGCGGCAGUGGACCAAACACAUGAAGAGAUAGGACCUGGUGUAACAUUUGAACCGACGCAUCCAACGGGCCCGGAAAAUUCAUCUAAUUAUGAAUGGAAAACUAGUUUGGAAGACGACAAUAUAUCAACUUUGGAAAGAGGGUCCCCGCGAAACGGAGAGGCAUAA